AUGCGGAGCCUGGUGUGCUUGUUAGCCCUGGCUGGGUUUACUACACAGUCGCUAGGGCAGCAGCAGCAGCAGCCGCUAUAUGCGACCGCCAAGCCCAAUGUCGUCUUCAUAUUAACUGAUGAUCAAGACGCGCAACUCGGCUCCUUGGACUACAUGCCUUAUGUUAAAAAGCAUCUCCUAGACAAAGGAACACACUAUCGCAGCCAUUACUGUACAACCAGCGUCUGUUGCCCUUCGCGGGUGACCCUUUGGACAGGGAAACUGGCCCACAACACAAACGUUACGGACGUCAAUCCUCCGCAUGGUGAUUAUCCAAAGUUUAUUUCUCAAGGUCUCAAUGACAACUAUCUGCCUGUCUGGCUACAGGAAGCCGGGUACAAUACCUACUACACUGGUAAACUGUUCAACGUCCACACGGUCGACAAUUAUAACGCCCCCUUCCCAGCUGGGUUUACCGGAAACGACUUCCUUCUCGAUCCAUUUACAUACGACUACCUUAACAGCACCUUCCAACGAGACCGAGAACCACCCCAAAGCUACGAAGGUGAAUACAGCACCGACGUCCUCGCACAAAAAGCAUAUCGCCUACUCGACGAAGCAGUCGCGGCUCAAAAGCCCUUCUUCCUCACCGUCGCUCCCAUUGCACCGCACUGCAAUGUUUUCAUGAAUGGUACCGGCUUGGACGCCAACCCUAAAUUCAGCUUCAGCGCACCUAUUCCCGCGAAGCGACACGAGGACCUAUUCUCCGACAUUAAAGUCCCCCGAACCCCCUCCUUCAAUCCGGAAAAACCCUCAGGCGCCAACUGGAUAAAGACCCUCAAGCGACAGAAUGAUACUAAUAUUGACUACAAUGAUCACUUUUACCGCCAACGUCUACGCGCCCUGCAGGCCAUUGAUGAACUAGUUGAUGGUCUGUUUUCCCGAUUGGAGGAUUAUGAUAUUCUCGACAACACCUAUGUAGUCUAUAGUAGCGAUAAUGGCUACCAUAUUGGUCAACACCGACUUCAGCCGGGCAAGUCGUGUGGAUAUGAGGAAGACAUCAAUGUUCCCUUGAUAGUUCGUGGCCCCAGUGUUGCCCAAAAUGUAUCUACGAAUAUUGUUACAACACAUACGGACCUUGCACCCACCUUCCUUGAUUUGUUAGGCAUUCCUCUCCGAGAGGACUUCGAUGGCGACCCCAUCCCUUUGACAGAGAACCAGAUCGAGGAGGCCCAUGACGAGAGACAAGAGCAUGUCACAGUUGAAUAUUGGGGAUAUGCAGCGGGAGAGGGUAUAUAUGACUUUGACCUAUCGGCAUACAACAACACAUACAAAGCUCUCCGCAUCAGAGGUAGUGAAUAUAACCUCUACUACUCUGUUUGGUGUAACAACGAGCAUGAACUCUACGAUAUGACUAGUGACCCUCAUCAACUCCAUAACCUCCUUUCUACAAAUGGGCUUCCAAAUGCGACCUCUCACAUCAUAUUGAACGUUGAUCUUUCCAAAGUCGUUCAGCGACUUGACUCCCUUCUACUGGUGCUCAAGUCCUGUAAGGGCCAGGUAUGUGUCAGGCCAUGGGAUGCCUUGCAUCCGCGCGGGGAGGUCACGACGUUGAAAGACGCACUGGAUGUGCGCUAUGAUUAUUACUAUGAGAUGGAACAGACAACGCGGGUCCAGUUUGACGAGUGUGCGCGCGGGUAUUUUCUGGAUGUGGAGGGCCCACAGUUUGGUCAAGGGACUGAGUAUGGGGUUCUUCGGGAUGGAUUACCAUGGUAUGAGUGGGUAUAA
Molecule: messenger RNA, 1767 nt
Organism: Aspergillus luchuensis
Lineage: Eukaryota; Fungi; Ascomycota; Eurotiomycetes; Eurotiales; Aspergillaceae
Product: sulfatase family protein
Exons: 5
Coding region: 1-1767 (588 amino acids)
Biological process (GO): phenol-containing compound metabolic process
Molecular function (GO): glycosaminoglycan binding; N-acetylglucosamine-6-sulfatase activity; arylsulfatase activity
Source: RefSeq, a predicted model, not a curated record